AUGGGAAAAGGUAAACCAAGAGGAUUAAACUCCGCCAGAAAGUUGAGAGUUCACAGGAGAAACAACAGAUGGGCCGACCAAGCUUAUAAAGCCAGAUUAUUGGGAACAGCCUUCAAGUCCUCCCCCUUUGGAGGAUCUUCACACGCCAAAGGUAUCGUGUUGGAAAAAAUCGGUGUUGAAUCGAAACAACCAAACUCCGCCAUUAGAAAGUGUGUCAGAGUGCAGUUAAUCAAAAACGGUAAGAGGGUGACUGCUUUCGUCCCCAAUGACGGUUGUUUGAACUUUGUCGAUGAGAAUGACGAAGUGUUGUUGGCUGGUUUCGGUAGAAGAGGUAAGGCUAAGGGUGAUAUUCCAGGUGUUAGAUUCAAGGUUGUCAAAGUCUCGGGUGUCUCUUUGUUGGCUUUGUGGAAGGAGAAGAAGGAAAAGCCUAGAUCGUAA
Molecule: messenger RNA, 438 nt
Organism: Lodderomyces beijingensis
Lineage: Eukaryota; Fungi; Ascomycota; Pichiomycetes; Serinales; Debaryomycetaceae
Source: the annotation of a GenBank genome assembly